UUAUUAAAUUUUUCUGGAGUUACCAUCAUAGGUUAUGGCCUGCAUCCGUGGCUGUCUGAAUCUUUUACCUGUAAAUAUUCGAGCGACGAGAAAUUUAAGCAUGUCGGCGAUGAGACGAGCUCAAGAGGCUUUAGACAAAAUUAAGGACAAUAAUCCAUAUUUCGAAAAGUAUGCUGACAAAAUAUCAAAACUUCAGAAAACAUCGCCGGAAGAGUUCCUAGACCGUGUUGACAAAGUCGUGCACCCUAUAAAGGAAGGAAAAAGUCAAGCGCGGACAUACUCGGAGUUGCUCAAUCCAAAACAAUCACGGAAGAAUGAACAAGUCAGUGAAAUACCAUAUAAGAAGUUGGCGGAUAUUAUGAAACUUGAGCUAAUGGAAGAUAAGACGGCUGAGGAAAUCUCAAAGAUUUGGUACGAAUACCAUAAAACAAAGGAUGUGCUUGCGGCCACAUUAACCGUAAACCAAUUUGAUACGCUUAUGGAACGCGCGAAGCAAUAUCCCAUAUUUUUGCUUCCACUUCCUCGUAGCGAAGGUUUCGAGUUUAUAAUGCUACAGUUUGCCGCUAAUGCGGUUCAUUUCACAACUUUGCUAGCCUACCAGGUGCAUGCUGAAAAUGCGCCGGAAUGUUUAACAUUGGUGCACUACACUGAAAUGAAGGAUAAAGGUAUCAUUCUAAUGCGCGGUGAAUAUGAUAGCAAAGUCCUCACUGGACAAGAAGCACAAUGUUUAGCCAAUGAAUUGCAAAUGUUUUAUUACAAAAGUGAUCAAAGCAAAAUAAAACUCUUGGAAACGUUUAACAAAAAGCCAGAUGAGUUCAAGCAUACGGAUUUAAUCAAAGAAGUUGAAAAUAUUCAGUUGGCUUGAAAAAAUAAUAUCCUUGGAACUUUGGUACAUUGUGUAUUUAUUAAAUAUGUAGCUUUUAGAAUUCUUGCUUCAUCGCCAACUGUUUUAAGAAUGUUUCUAUAAAUGUAAUAAACGAAAAUGAGAAAUCUUCGAAA
Molecule: messenger RNA, 999 nt
Organism: Rhagoletis zephyria (snowberry fruit fly)
Lineage: Eukaryota; Metazoa; Arthropoda; Insecta; Diptera; Tephritidae
Product: ATP synthase mitochondrial F1 complex assembly factor 1
Biological process (GO): mitochondrial proton-transporting ATP synthase complex assembly
Cellular component (GO): mitochondrion
Source: RefSeq, a predicted model, not a curated record